Molecule: messenger RNA, 885 nt
Organism: Zasmidium cellare ATCC 36951
Lineage: Eukaryota; Fungi; Ascomycota; Dothideomycetes; Mycosphaerellales; Mycosphaerellaceae
Exons: 1
Coding region: 1-885 (294 amino acids)
Molecular function (GO): hydrolase activity
Source: RefSeq, a predicted model, not a curated record
AUGGCUCUUAGCUCAAUCUUACCAAAAGGCUCCUGGGAUUCUCACCUCCACAUCAUCGACACGACCAGGUUCUUCCAGACCCCAGACAGCGGCAACAGUACUCCUGUAGUGGCAGGAGUGUGGGAAAAUGUCGCUUUUGAAAGCUCCAUCAACUGCACAAACGUCGUGAUCGUGCAACCGACACGAUACGGCCUCGACAAUUCUGCAGCUCUGCAGGCUCUCACGGCCUACGGUCCCAAGAGAGCACGUGCCGUUGUCCAGUUCGACCCAGACACCAUCACGCCCUACCAGCUCCAGACGUGGCACGAUCUGGGCGUCCGAGGAGUACGGCUCAAUUUCGCCAACAACAACAACCCAACGUCCAACACGCCGCCGGAGAAAAUGCCUCAGCUACUGCAGCGAUAUGCCGACCUCAUUCGCCCCUACGGAUGGGCUAUCCAGAUGGUGAUAUACAUGGAGAAAUUGGCGCCCCUCACCACUGUGAUCCCCACACUGGGCGUCAAGGUCGUCAUCGAUCACUUUGCCCAUUCCCGACUGCCAGACAACGCCUCGAGCGCCGGCGAAGUCGACCCCUAUUCGAUCACGGGCUUCGACACGCUCGUCCAGCUCCUGGAAGAGGGCAACACCUGGGUCAAGAUAUCUGCUCCCUAUCGGCUCACGACCGAUGACGAUCCCGAACACAAGAGCCUAGAUCCUCUCAUUCGCGAGCUGCUCCGCAUCGACAGCACAAAAGCCGUUUUCGGCACCGACUGGCCGCAUACAGACUAUGAAGGUAUCGAUAUUCGCCCUUGGGUCAAGCACCUGGCGGAUUUGACGAGCGAGAACAAGACCGUACAGCAGAGGGUGUUUCAAGACAACGCACGCACUUUGUAUGAUGCAUAUUGA